AUGCGACUGAAAUUUGUUAAUCGUAAAAGACGGGCGUCGUCAGUCUGUUUUAAGGGUGGAAUUUUUCAGGCGGAGAUGGCGAUCCCUGAACAGUUUUCGUUACGGUGGAACGAUUUCCACUCAAACUUGUCUCAAUCUUUCCAAGCUCUCUUGGAAGGCGAAGAUCUGGUGGAUGUAACAUUAGCGGCGGGAGGGCAGUAUGUUCACGCUCACAAGCUCAUACUUUCGGUUUGCAGCCCAUACUUCAAGGAGCUGUUUAAGAUGAACCCUUGUGAACAUCCGAUAGUCAUACUAAAGGAUGUAGCUCACCAGGAAUUGAAACAGCUUCUCCAAUUUAUGUACCGCGGAGAAGUACAUGUGAGACAGCAAGAGCUCUCCGGUUUCUUACACACAGCCGAGUUACUUCAAGUCAAAGGCCUAACCGGUGGUAGAGAGAGAAGUGAAUCACCUCAGCCAGUUGAGAGUGAGUCGAGUAACACCGGUCGUCCGCAAGUACCUGAACCAGGUGGUGAUAGUCUACCUGAAUGGGUCCCACCGUCCGAGGAGGCCACUGUAUCAGAUGUCUCACCAGAAUCAGCGAGCUCGGGGCCUCCCGCAGAAGAAGCAACUCGAAGCCCACUUAAAAGAUUAUUGAAGAACACACCAGGCAAGACGAGCUACAACAUGAAGAAGAAACCUCGACCUGUCAACGAUAGCCCAACACAUGCCGAGAACACAGAAUACGCAUCCGACAGCGAGCCCAUGAUAGACUUCGACAGCGACAUGUUCAAUAACGUCCUAUUGCCAGAUUCAGCCAAAGACUCGGGAUGGAACUGCAAAACCGGUGGGGUUAAGUGUCCGUCAUGCCAUCGGUUUUUCGCGAAUCGGUACAAUCUUAAAGUGCAUAUACGUGACAAGCACGACACUAGAGAGGGUACGCUCCAAUGUGAUAUAUGUCAGAAACGUAUGCGAAAUCCAUCAUGCCUUCGGGUCCAUAUGUACCAUCAUCGGAAGCAGGCUACAUAUUUGGCACAACUCAGCGCCCAAGGCGAUCAAAUGAGACACGCUGUUCAGAACAUGGUUGGCAAUAAGUGGCGAUCCGAAGCCAACGCGGAGUUCAGGGAUGUUGACAAUUUCCCCGCUGUCACUGAGAAUGCUAAGCUGCAGGGUGAAAGGACCCAGGAGGCAGCGCUGCCUAAGCCGGAAACUAACCCAGAGACAGUAUGA
Messenger RNA from Danaus chrysippus (African queen), 1206 nucleotides. The record is from the annotation of a GenBank genome assembly. Lineage: Eukaryota; Metazoa; Arthropoda; Insecta; Lepidoptera; Nymphalidae.